Messenger RNA from Talaromyces atroroseus, 1491 nucleotides. RefSeq lists its product as hypothetical. Gene Ontology annotation, molecular function: signaling receptor activity. The record is from RefSeq and is a predicted model, not a curated record. The transcript has 2 exons. NCBI's taxonomy places the organism in Eukaryota, Fungi, Ascomycota, Eurotiomycetes, Eurotiales, Trichocomaceae. Gene Ontology annotation, cellular component: membrane. The coding region runs from base 1 to 1491 and encodes 496 amino acids.
AUGGCGUGCAAACCUCCUGUGACGAUGGGAGCUUUCGAGGGCGCCGUCUCAACCUCCGCAACACCCAACGAAGAAACACCCCUGAUCCGUUCUCGACGGCGACACUCUUUCCAACACGCGAGACGCUCUUCUUGCGACUAUGACGCUGAUGCGGUGUUUCUUCGGGUCGAGGUUUUUCUUGUGGAGUUAGAGAGGCGCCUACAAUGGCUGGAAGAAUAUCGAAAGUCUCACAUGGAACAAAUAGAUGCCAGCAUGCGGAGAGGAUAUGCAACAUUAGAAGCCGUCCGGGACUCUUGCUGUGCUGCUUCCGGUGAAUUGAUGGGCAGCGGCAAGAAGCGAGCAAAGAUUUUGGUGGAAACACUCGAGGAGCGAUACAACGAUGCGCUGACGACGAAGGAAACGCUUAGUGAGAAGGCUUAUGCAGGCAUGCGGCUGAUGGACUCGUUUCUAAGCGACAUUGAGUCACGGGCACAACUCGUCCGCGAGGCAGGCAUAUCCGGUGCAUUCGACGAAGGCUGGAAAGCCGUUGACUCCGGGUUGGUCCAUGCCCGGGAAGCCGUCGAUGAGGGAAUGGAGAGUAUGCGGAGGGCCAAGGAAGCAAUGCGCGAAAGCAUAGAUCGUGCUAUUGGAUUGGCACAAGAGAAACGUCUCAUCCAUUACCAUGAUUUGCCGCAGCCGUGGAGAAUCAACCCACACAUCUUGCAGGGCUAUCGAUUCACCGCAUCCCCCGUGGAAUGCAUAACGUCCGUCUUCAGAUUCUCCAAUGAGCUAGUAAAUAUCUGGUCUCAUUUGAUUGGGCUUUUUAUUGUCUUGUCAAUUGCCUUUUACUUUUAUCCCCUCAACCCGAACUUCCUUCUCAGCACAAAAGCGGAUGUUAUGAUCGCAGCAGUUUUCUUUUUUGCAGCAUGCAAGUGCCUAGUCUGCAGUACAAUGUGGCACACGAUGAAUGGAAUUGCGAAUCAAAAAGUAUUAGAGCGAUUUGCCUGCGUUGACUACACGGGAAUAUCUUUCCUCGUCGCAGCAUCGAUCAUGACUACGGAAUACACAGCCUUUUAUUGCGAACCCACGUCCCGUCGGAUAUAUAUCUUUCUCACGUUCUCUCUCGGCGUCGGCGGCGUCAUCCUACCAUGGCACCCGACAUUUAAUCGAUCUGACAUGGCCUGGGCCCGAGUCGCUUUCUUCAGCUUCAUGGCCCUUACGGGAUUCGCACCUUUGAUUCAACUUAGCUAUUCUCGCAGCUUUGAAUGGUGUCUUUACUUUUACGCUCCAGUCAUGAAGAGCAUCCUCGUCUAUGGUCUUGGGGCUUGCGUCUAUGCGUCUCAGAUCCCCGAGCGUUGGUGUCCCGGUUGGUUUGAUUAUUGCGGAGGGAGCCAUAAUAUCUGGCACAUUGCUGUUCUCGGUGGAAUCCUAUUCCAUUAUUUCGCCAUGCAAGAACUAUUUGCCGGUGCAUUUCAACGCGCGGCAGGCGAAUGUCCUCGGUUAACUGCAUAG